UGAAACAACAUUGUGAACUAAAUGGGAAGAUAUAAAUGUGCAUACGACUGCGAAAGCUCCAGCGAGUCAGAUGUGAAGUAUUUUAAAUUUCCUCUCUACAAUCCCAGAAAGCUCAAGAAAUGGCUUGUCAACAUGAAGAUGAAGGACUGGACCCCGUCGCGCUUCUCUGUGCUGUGCAUCAAUCAUUUCGAGGAACAGUACAUUGACAGGACGGGCAAAUGUGUGAAACUUCGGGAAGAUGCAGUUCCCACCAUAUUUUCAUCCCCUGGAAAUACACAGAAAAGAGAGGCUUCCAGUAACCAAAGAAGUAAGAGAUUUAAGUCAUCUGGUGUUAAAGCCUCACAGGCGAGUCCAGCUCCGUCUCCAACUAUCACUCCUGUGAUGGCAAAAAGAAGAGUCCAAAACAAAGAGCCCAGCCAAACAGAGGAAGUACCUGCUGGGGACAACGACCCAAAAAAUUCAAAUGACAAAUGGAGGAUAAUAGUAGAUGAAGGGUUGAUGAAGAUAGAGUCAUUUCCACACUUCUUCCAUGGAGAUUACUGUGCACCACGGGACAUUAUGUGGGCUCCAGAUGAUGGUUUGAGUACCGACUGUGAAAAUCCCGAGAAGGUGAUAGAGGUGAAAGAGCCGUGGCAAUGGCUUGGUCUGGACGUCAGAGGACCGCUGCCCCAAACGCUGAACGGACACAAGUACAUCUUGACUGUAACGGACUACUACUCCAAGUGGGUGGAAGCUGUGCCGAUGCAGUCAUGCCUCCCUGCCGAUGUGUCGAAGCACAUCGUAGACAUCAUCGCCCACUUUGGAUACCCGAUCAGGAUCCUCUCCAGACUGCCUCAUGACAUAGUCCACAAGAUCAACAGAGAACUGAAAGAUCAGCUGAAGGUCACUGUCGCUCUUGUCGUCCAUCAUCAGCAGACAGGAACCAUGGAUUUGAUCACACAACAGCUGAUUGACAGGAUGGUGAGUGAUCUUGCAGAGGAGCAUGCAGCUGACUGGGACGUCUACCUGCCCGCCAAGGUUUUCAGUCUGUGUUUCAAAGAGCAUUCGAAGACGAAGGAAAGGCCCUUUUCAGAGCUCUGCUGUACAGGACUGGAGCCGGUCCAAUCCCCCAGAGGACUGAAUUACGCCUAUUCAAAGAUCCGAGAGAGUGCUUUCGUGGUUAGAUAGAUGUCUAAAGUUUAUUUGGUCAAUUGCUGUGGAAUUCCAAUUGGGCUGGGUAUUAUUUUUACAAAAUAGGGAGGAAGAAUAUUUUUCGGUCAUGGAAGCGCCAUGAAUUUGUCAAGGACUGUCAUGGAAAAGUUCUGGAAUUCUUCAGUCCUUUAUGGCCACAGUGGAAAUGUGGGAACUCUGAUGGUUUGACCACAGUGAGGACAUUGUUGACUGGACAGGUACGGAAAAUACCUGCAAGUUUCUACAUCAUCUUUCACUCUGCCAACGACUCAGUGUCAUUUCAAACCUGCUCAAAACAAAUUAUGUUUUGGUUUUGACCUAUUUUUUUGUCCAUCAGAUUAAUAAAAGGCUAUUUUCAUGCUUGUAUCCUAUUUUUGGAAAUCCUCUCUCAUAUCAGAAUGCAACAUUGUACUUCAAUGAAUUGUCUUAAAUAUGCUAAAAGAGCAUAACAAACUAAAUGCAGGUCUUGACAGUCAUGUCAAGAAAAGAGAUGUUAUUUUGUGCUUGAACCAUAUGAGUCUGGUGGAGACAACAGUGUUAUGUUUUACA
Anoplopoma fimbria (sablefish) is the source of this 1719-nucleotide messenger RNA. RefSeq lists its product as uncharacterized. Gene Ontology annotation, molecular function: sequence-specific DNA binding. The record is from RefSeq and is a predicted model, not a curated record. NCBI's taxonomy places the organism in Eukaryota, Metazoa, Chordata, Actinopteri, Perciformes, Anoplopomatidae. The coding region runs from base 22 to 1167 and encodes 381 amino acids. Gene Ontology annotation, biological process: DNA integration. The transcript is spliced from 12 exons.